GGUAAGGUUCACGGUUCAUUGGCUCGUGCCGGUAAGGUCAAGUCGCAAACUCCAAAGGUUGCCAAGCAGGAGAAGAAAAAGAAGCUCACUGGUCGUGCCAAGAAGCGCGAAACCUACAAGCGCAGAUUUGUCAACAUCACCAACGCUCCUGGCGGAAAGCGUCGCGUAAGUGAAGAAAUUGUGAAAUUUCAUGAAUAA
Lobosporangium transversale is the source of this 198-nucleotide messenger RNA. Its product is annotated as ribosomal protein S30. Gene Ontology annotation, cellular component: cytosolic small ribosomal subunit; ribosome. Gene Ontology annotation, biological process: translation. The transcript has 2 exons. Gene Ontology annotation, molecular function: structural constituent of ribosome. The record is from RefSeq and is a predicted model, not a curated record. NCBI's taxonomy places the organism in Eukaryota, Fungi, Mortierellomycota, Mortierellomycetes, Mortierellales, Mortierellaceae. The annotation marks the transcript as partial.